Drosophila grimshawi is the source of this 970-nucleotide messenger RNA. It is a transcript of the gene Cpr66Cb, whose product is annotated as adult-specific cuticular protein ACP-22. Gene Ontology annotation, cellular component: extracellular matrix. The transcript has 3 exons. NCBI's taxonomy places the organism in Eukaryota, Metazoa, Arthropoda, Insecta, Diptera, Drosophilidae. The coding region runs from base 11 to 514 and encodes 167 amino acids. The record is from RefSeq and is a predicted model, not a curated record.
AAAAUUUAAAAUGGCCUUUAAGUAUCUAAUUUUUGCGUCGGCUUUGUGCCUGAGUCUCGCCUAUCCGCUGGACCAUCACUACUACGAGCAUAGCCAUGGCGGCUAUGAGCAUUUGGCCCACCAAGAGCACGAGCCCAUACACGAUUAUGGACAUGAGCAUCAGGUGGAGCGCAUCUCUCAGGGCGAGGAGCAUGGUCAUGAGCAACCUCACUAUGAGGUGGAGCAACAUCAUACCGAGGACGAACAUGUCGAUUACUAUGCUCCUCCCAAAUAUGCCUUCAAGUAUGGCGUCAACGAUUUCCACACUGGCGAUGUGAAGUCCCAGCACGAAACACGCGAUGGCGAUACCGUUAAGGGCCAAUACUCUCUGGUGGAGCCCGAUGGUUCCAUUCGCACCGUUGACUACACUGCCGACAAGCACAAUGGCUUCAAUGCUGUCGUCCAUAAGACAGCACCUGUACAUCAUCAUGAGGAGAUCCAUGAGCAACACGAUCAUCAUGAACAUCACUACUAAGCGGGAAACGACGAUUUAAAAAAACAAAAAAAAACAAAACCAGAGAGAGAGACCAUAACUAUUGUUUAAAACUGUGUACUAGAAUUAGCCAAAUUUUUUGCUAAUGCAGCUUCAUCAUCAAACAUACACACACACUCACACAUAUACGUACACUAUGAUCAAUCCAUGUAAAUGUAAUCAGCUUCAUAUCUCGUAAUUAGGACACUGACAAACAUUCAUGCACUCCAAGCAUGCGUUUUCAUAAUACUCAUAUAACGUUUUUAUAUCGUAUAUUUUAUUUCUGUGAUAGCAAAUAAUUUCCACUUAAACUAUUCUAAUCUAAUUUUUCCUCAACUGUUUCUUAGUCACUACUUCACUAUUCACUCUUUGAAGGCUAGAUCAUUCCGCUCAGACGAAUUUAUCAAUCUACAAACUACAUAAUUGCAUAUCCAUAAUAUGUUUAAAAAUUUGUUUACA